AUGCAUAUCAAGACCUUAACGAUUCAAGGGUUCAGGUCGUAUCGUGAUCAGACGCAGAUUGAACCGUUCUCACCGAAACAUAAUGUUGUUGUCGGUAGGAAUGGGUCUGGGAAGAGUAACUUCUUUGCGGCCAUCCGAUUCGUGCUCUCAGAUGCAUAUACCUCCAUGAGCAGAGAAGAGCGGGCAGCACUGCUCCACGAAGGUGUCUCCACGCAGAACACAAUGUCAGCCUAUGUUGAAAUUGUCUUCGAUAAUACCGACAAUCGUUUCCCAACGGGGAAAGAUGAGCUGGUGUUACGACGCACAAUCGGCCAGAAGAAGGACGAAUACAGUUUAGACAAGAAGAGCGCAAGCAAAGCCGACGUCAUGAACCUUCUUGAGAGUGCCGGGUUCAGCAAAUCGAACCCAUACUAUAUCGUCCCCCAAGGCCGUAUCACCGCCCUGACUAAUGCGAAAGACCACGAACGUCUCGCUCUUCUCAAAGAAGUGGCCGGCACCAAAGUCUAUGAACAACGCCGUACCGAAUCCCUCCGCAUCAUGUCCGAGACCGAGGCCAAGCGGUCCAAGAUCAGCGAGCUGCUCGAUUACAUCGACACGCGUCUUACAGAGCUCGAGGAGGAGAAGGAGGAGCUGAAAGAGUUCCAGGAGAAGGACAAGGAUAGGCGGUGUUUGGAGUAUGCGCUUUAUCAGAGGGAGUUGGAGGAAGUUGCGGCUGCGUUGGAGGAGAUUGAGGAGGAGAGGAGGGGCGAGGUUCAUGGUGCGAAUGUGAGGAGAGAACAGUUUGCUGAUCGGGAGCAGAGGAUACAGGGCCUUGAGAAGACGAUCUCCGAAUCGAAACAUUCCCUGAGCACGCUCAAACUCACGCAACACGGCUCAGCCAGCGAACUAAAUGACCUCGUCCGCACACGCACCGAACUCGAAUGCCUUGUCACCGAUCUCCGUGCCGCAGACCAACGCGCCGGCGGCCAACGCACCACUCUCCAGUCCGAACUCACGCACAUCGAAGAAUCCAUCGCUUCCAAAGAAUCCGACCUCGCUGCCCUUCAACCACGUUGGGAGGCACACCGUGCUCAGGAAGCAGAACAGCGUAGGGCGUUGGACGAGGCGAGGGGGAGAUUGCAGGCUUUGCAUUCGAAGAGGGGGAGGUUGGAUAGGUUUAGGACGAGAGCUGAGAGGGAUCGGUUUUUGCAGCAGGAGAUAGCGUCCAUCGAGGCGCAUAGGACUGUCCAGGGAAAGGCGUUGCAGACCACGAAACAGGAACUCGAGGUAGCGAAGACGGGGUUGAGAGAAGUGGAGGAGCAGUUGAAGGGGUUGGAGGAGAAGGGCGAGGAUUCGAGGGUGAGGGUAAGGGAAUUGAUGGAUGAGAUGGGAAAGGCGCAGGAGGAGAGUGUGAUGCUGAAGGAAAAGAGGAAGGAUCUGUGGAGGGAAGAUGCGAAAUUGGAGACCAGCAAGACGCAUGCGAGGGAUGAGUUGAGGACGGCAGAAAGGACGCUGGCGAGUAUGAUGGAUAAGGAUACGGGCAUGGGUCUGAAGGCUGUGGAUAGCAUCGCUGCCCGACACCAGCUCGACGGCGUGUAUGGUCCUCUCUACCGACUUUUUGAAAUCACAGACCAGAAGUUCAACAUCGCCAUCGAGCUCACCGCCGGUAAUAGUCUCUUCCACGUCGUAGUCGAUAAUGACGCCACCGCUCAACGCGUCCUCGACGUCAUGCUUUCCGAAAAGACUGGUCGUGUCACCUUCAUGCCCCUCAACCGUCUCAAAGCGAAGAACCCGGAAGCGCCCAACGCCUCCGAUGCUAUCCCUCUCCUCUCCAAACUCAAAUACUCCAAUACACACAGCAAAGCGCUCCAACAGGUGUUCGGCAAGACGUGCGUGUGCAAGGACUUGAACGUCGCGGCUGCGUACGUGAAGUCGCAUGGGAUCAAUACCAUCACGUUGGAUGGAGAUAAAGUGGAUAGGAAGGGAGCAUUGACUGGUGGGUAUCAUGAUGUGAGGAGAUCGAGGAUUGAGGCUAUCAAGAGCGUGACGAGUUGGAGGGCGAAGUUUGAAGGGGAGGAGAAGAGGAGUAAGGAGGUCAAGGAUGAGACGAUUAGGUUGGAUCAGGAGAUUACAAGGCUCUCGGGGAGGAUACAGGUGCUUACGAAUCAGGUGAAUCAGGUGAAGGCUGGGAGGACAGGAGCAGCUGGGGAGGCGGAAACAUUGGGGAGAGAGAGGGAGAGACUAGAAGGCAGAGUUGCGAGGCUGGAGAAGGAGUUGGAGGAGUUGGAGAGUGAGAUUGCAGGGUUGGGGGCGAGGAUUGAAGGAUAUAGAGAGGAGAUUGGGGAGGAGAUGACGAACGGAUUGACGGACGAGGAGGAGGACAUGGUAGAUGAGUUGGAGAAGGAGGUAGAGAGGAAGCAGAAAGAGAUGGUGGAUUUAUCAAAGAAGAAAAAUGAACUUGGAAGUAGGAAGAAUCUCUUGAGCAUCGAGAUCAACGAUAACCUCCGGCGCCGACGAGAAGAACUACGUACUAAGAUCGAUGCUCUCGGCAAAUCUGAGACAGGCGACGCCAAUGCUGGUGCAGACCUCGACGCUCGUGAGCGAGAGUUACGAGCUCUCAACACUUCCAUUGACGCUCUCACCAGGCGCGUUCAAGAUAUGGAGGCCGAGCAGGAGAAGGUCUCAGCCACAUUGCAGAAAGCUCGCAAUGAUCUCGAGAGAGUACAGAACGAACAGGCCGAAGACAGUCGUGCGAUGGGCAAGCAACAGAAGAACACGGAGCGUUACAUGGCAAAGCGUCAACUCCUUAUUGGUCGGAAAGACGAGUGUAACCGUAACAUUCGUGAUCUUGGUGUCCUGCCUGAGGAAGCCUUCGAAAAGUACACACGUGAACGACUGGACAGACUUGUCAAGAAACUCCACACCGUCAACGAGGCUCUCAAGAAGUUCGCCCACGUCAACAAGAAAGCCUUCGAACAAUAUUCCAACUUCACGAAGCAGCGCGACCAGCUACUGAAACGACGAGAAGACCUCGAGAAGUCAGGAAAAUCUAUUGAGGAGCUCGUUGAGGUGCUUGAUCAGAGGAAAGACGAGGCGAUCGAGAGGACAUUCAAACAGGUGGCGAAGAAUUUUGAGGAUGUGUUCGAUAAGCUUGUUCCUGCGGGCAAGGGGAAAUUAAUUAUUCAGAAGAGGAUUGAUCAAGAUGAAGAUGAGGCAGACGAGGCUGAAGAUACGCAGCAAAGUACCAUCGAGAACUAUACCGGUGUGUCAAUCAAGGUCUCCUUCAAUUCGAAGGUUGAUGAAGGAUUGCGCAUCCAGCAAUUGUCCGGCGGACAGAAGUCCCUGGUGGCCCUUGCGCUCGUCUUCGCCAUCCAAAAGUGUGAUCCGGCGCCGUUCUAUCUCUUCGAUGAGAUUGACGCAAACCUCGAUGCCCAAUAUCGUACGGCUGUUGCAUCCAUGAUCCAGACCUUGUCUUCUGAAGGUCCCGCACAAUUCAUCACAACCACCUUCCGACCAGAGAUGCUGGUUACUGCCGACAAAUUCUACGGUGUAUUGUUCAAUAACCAGAAGGUCAGCUCUAUCCGGUCGAUCAAGCGGGAGGAGGCGAUGGAGUUCGUGGACCAGGAGGCCCAGGCCCAGUAGCCAGAAACCUGCGAGAUAUCCAUAUGCCACGUCGUUGUUUAUUUUUUUGGUCUCCUUUCGCUUCUCGUUGCCUCACGCUCUGCAUUGCUGUUGUACCUCUGUAACUUCUGCUUACGAUCUUU
This is a messenger RNA of Stereum hirsutum FP-91666 SS1, 3743 nucleotides long. RefSeq names its product RecF/RecN/SMC protein. Gene Ontology annotation, cellular component: chromosome. The transcript is spliced from 17 exons. The coding region runs from base 1 to 3621 and encodes 1206 amino acids. Gene Ontology annotation, molecular function: cohesin loader activity; protein binding; ATP hydrolysis activity. Lineage: Eukaryota; Fungi; Basidiomycota; Agaricomycetes; Russulales; Stereaceae. The record is from RefSeq and is a predicted model, not a curated record. Gene Ontology annotation, biological process: mitotic sister chromatid cohesion.